CCACUUCCGGCUGGGCUCCUAACAACGGGAGAGGCUGGUAACCAGGGAGGGGGGGAUGGCGGAGCGGGCGCUGGAGCCCGAGGCCCAGGUUGAGACGGAGGCUGGGGCCGAGGGCGAGGGUGAGGGUGGCGGGGAGACGGCGGCUGAGGAGGGCGCGGCGGGCCGCAAGGCCCGGGGCCGGCCGCGCCUCACCGAGUCAGACCGGGCGCGGCGACGGCUAGAGUCCCGGAAGAAGUACGACGUGCGGCGCGUGUACCUGGGCGAGGCGCACGGGCCCUGGGUGGACCUGCGGCGCCGCAGCGGCUGGAGCGACGCCAAGCUCGCUGCCUACCUCAUUUCCCUGGAGCGGGGGCAACGAAGCGGCCGCCACGGGAAGCCUUGGGAGCAAGUCCCCAAAAAGCCAAAGCGGAAGAAGAGAAGGAGGCGUAAUGUGAACUGCCUAAAGAACAUGGUGAUCUGGUAUGAGGAUCAUAAGAACCGCUGCCCCUAUGAGCCUCACCUGGCUGAGCUUGACCCCACCUUUGGUCUUUACACAACAGCAGUGUGGCAAUGUGAGGCUGGACACCGGUACUUCCAGGAUCUCCACUCACCCCUGAAGCCGCUCAGUGAUUCAGAGAAUGAGAGUGACAGAGUGGGGAAUGGCCUGGGGGCUGGAAGCUCAGACUCCUCUGGUUCUGAGUCUGACUCAGAUUCUGAUGAGCAACCAGAGAGCCGGCGGCCUAAGACUGUGCAGGCCUCAUCAGUGCCACCCGCACCACCUCCACCAGCCCCAGAGGGCAGCAGCAGUGGGCUCAUCACACAAGAUGGUAUCCACAUUCCCUUUGAACACCACAUGGAGAACUUGACAGCAGAGCAAGGCACACCCCUGUGCCACAGCCCACCAGCCAGUGGCCCAGAGAGCAUGGAGACUGUGGUGUGUGUGCCUGUGCCCGUACAGGUGGGCACAGGCCACAGUGCCUUGUUUGACAGUGUGCCACAGGAAGCUUUGGGUGAAGUGGUGGCCAGCUGCCCUGUGCCAGGCAUGGUUCCAGGCUCUCAAGUGAUCAUUAUCGCAGGCCCUGGCUAUGAUGCUUUAGCAGCAGAGGGCAUCCACUUGAAUGUGGCCAGUGGUGGCAGUAGUGGAGAGGAGGUGCCCUGUGCUGUGAUUGAGGGUGUGGCUACCUACACCCAGCCUGAACCUGAAGGCAGCCAGCCUGAUUCCUCUGGUCCCAUGGAGAACUUGGCGUGUAUAGAAACCAAAAAAGAGAAGGAAGAACUCUAUGUCCUCAAAAAGGAGGAGAAAGAAGAACUGUCUUCCCCAGAACUAGAGGAGUUAGAGCCAGUGUCUGAGAACAUGGAGCCUGAGCCAGAGGAAUUAGAUGGCAAUGACAUGUCUGCCAUCAUUUAUGAGAUUCCCAAGGAGCCUGAGAAGAGGCGGCGCAGCAAGCGGGGCCGGGUGACAGAUGCUGACGGCCUGCUGGAGAUGUUCCAUUGCCCCUAUGAAGGCUGUAGUCAGGUCUAUGUAGCCCUCAGCAGCUUUCAGAAUCACGUGAACCUCGUCCACCGGAAAGGAAAAACGAAAGUAUGUCCCCACCCAGGCUGUGGCAAGAAGUUCUAUUUAUCCAAUCACCUUCGAAGGCACAUGAUCAUCCAUUCAGGUGUUCGAGAAUUUACCUGUGAAACCUGUGGAAAAUCCUUCAAGCGAAAAAAUCACCUUGAAGUUCAUCGACGGACACAUACAGGAGAGACCCCUUUGCAGUGUGAAAUCUGUGGUUACCAGUGUCGCCAGAGGGCAUCCUUGAAUUGGCAUAUGAAGAAGCACACGGCUGAGGUGCAGUACAACUUCACCUGUGAGCGCUGCGGCAAGCGCUUUGAGAAGAUGGACAGCGUCAAGUUUCACAAGCUAAAGAGCCACCCCGACCACAGGCCCACGUGAUCCUGGCUGCCCCAGUGGUGCGAAAGGACGCUCCUAUUUAUUUGUGGGCCCUUCUUCCUAAACCUGACCCUGCCUCACAUUGUGGCCUGGCUGGAAAAAGGAAAGGUUAUUCCUGGGAGGCUAUGGAGAGCCAGCUCCUUUCUGCAGGCAUCCUCCAUGGACACUGAGGGCGCCAGGGCAAGCCAGAAGGAAGGAGGUGACCUCCAGACAUGGCCCUCUUCUGUUUGAUUAGGGCUCUGCUGGGUGACAUAGCAGGUGCUAUAAAGGAUCUGCUUGGAUGUCCUGGGGCAUGGGUUCACUCCCUUCAAGCUGGGAUCUCUCAGCUAUGUCACUGGACACCUGGAACAGUGUUAAGUGAGCAAAAGUGAUUAAAGAAAAAGACACACCAAAAAAA
Molecule: messenger RNA, 2309 nt
Organism: Monodelphis domestica (gray short-tailed opossum)
Lineage: Eukaryota; Metazoa; Chordata; Mammalia; Didelphimorphia; Didelphidae
Gene: ZNF653
Product: zinc finger protein 653
Biological process (GO): regulation of transcription by RNA polymerase II
Cellular component (GO): nucleus
Molecular function (GO): transcription coregulator activity
Source: RefSeq, a predicted model, not a curated record